Molecule: messenger RNA, 2164 nt
Organism: Daldinia loculata
Lineage: Eukaryota; Fungi; Ascomycota; Sordariomycetes; Xylariales; Hypoxylaceae
Exons: 1
Coding region: 724-1458 (244 amino acids)
Source: RefSeq, a predicted model, not a curated record
AUGCGUGCAUUACGUGCUCAUUUUUUUUUACCGUGUGUCCGUCGUCGUGUUGCUCGUAGCUAAGACGUGGCGUCCUGAUAGAUUUGCUAUGUACCCUAUCUUCGCUUGUUCUAGCAAAUAAUACGAUUCGAACUUGAAGGUAUUUCUCGCCUCGCCGCACGUACGACUUUAUAUGCAGGAUAUCAAGAGGUAUAGGUAGACGAUGCCAAGUGUGCUUGUUGAGGGUUACCUAGUAGCGCUAACCUAUACGCUCCACCGAAUCACCGUAGACUGAAGAUCGACUUCUGCGCAUUAAGCUCACCGACUUGAUUUUUAGAUAGUCACACGGGGUGGUGAAAUUCGCCCAAGCCUAAGCAAACAUACUGAGCCUUCUGAUUGGAAAAGAUGCCUGGCUAUUGGGGCUCUAGGACAAGCAUGGCAACAGAGCGGAUAGGUAUUAUAACCCUAGAGAUGCAGCUCCCUGGCCGGGAAAUGAAGCUAGCCGCUUGGCUUUUCAGCCCAUUGAGAUAGACAAGGCUUUUACAGCGAGAAUUCUGUGCCGCUUCAGGUUCUGAGUGUGAUCAGGUCGAGAAGGGGUAAGAAGAUAAAAGGUACGCGGUAGUCCAGACACCGUCGUGGUGCGUUUGCCUUUUUUCAAGCGUCUCUUCAACCUUGCACCACUAAAGCUCCAAGUGCUCAGCUGUCAAGUUUGUACAGAUCCUAUCCAAAAUAUCAACACACACGAUGCACGCCCUCACUCUUGCUCUAUUCAUUGCGCCGGCCGUCAUGGCCGCGACGCCACAAGCACGUUCUGGCCUACCGAAGAGCUUCGCCAAAUCCAAACUCCUUAAUGUCUUGGCAACUUGCGAUGUAGGUCGCGUCCAGUGCGAGAAUGGAUGCAUGCCUAUCGACGCUGUAUGUUGCAACGACAACAGCGACGAGUACUGCCGCAAUGGCUACUACUGUAUCCCCAAUGCAUGCUGCCCUGAAGGAGAAAUAUGCGGAUCCAGCGACGACGAAGCCUCGUGUGACAUCGGUGAGACCGAGUGUAGCGGCCUAUGCAUGCCCUUGACUGGGACAUGCUGCGCCGACGGACUCCAUUAUUGCCCCGAUUUUGGCACGUGUACCAAUGAUGGAUACUGCUGUGAUGUUGGCGAUGAUUGCGACGACGAUAGCAGCAGUUCUACAACGGAUGAUGACUUUACUUCCACCACUAGCCGCACGACAAAAGCGACGGCAACCCUUACCACCCAUCACGAAAGCUCAUCCAGCACAAGUAGCGAGACUAGUAGCGAGACUAGUAGCGAGGAGACUUCGAGCAGCUCAGCUACCACCGAAGACUCGACCAUUCAAGCGCCCGUCACCCCUGCUCCUACCGCCGUAGUCACUACAACCGUAUCGCAGCAGGCGGGUGGCAUCUUCACAGCCGACGGCAAAAUCGCUGCCGGUCUUGCCGUCGUUGCCGCGUUGUUAGUUUAAGAUCUCCCAGCCGUGGUGGCUUUUCCGAGUGCAGCGGCGGUGCCUCAUAAUUGGGGAAGGGACUUUGAUUCUUGUCACAUAUUUGGAUGAUAUAAUACAUAAAGCGAUAGCGAGAAUAACAGGUAGUAUUCCUACAAGGAAUGGGACGGAUAAUGCUGGAUAGUUAGCACCUAUAUACCCCGGAAUGAGAAUCGCUUACUAUGUUAUAUCAUUUUUGAAUUUAGUCGUUUGGCUCGCUGAUUGUCAUCCUUAACCUGGUCUUUUGUGUGUAUUCUCUUACCUUACCAGUGAAUCAUGAUUAUCCACCGGCUACUCGAGCCUUCAUAUUACCCUUCGCAAGAUUUCAAUACACCACUUAACUCAUAAAAGAAGUCAAGCUGAUAUUGAUAAGAGGAAUAGUAUUAAUUCAAGGAUUAGUUCGGAUCUAGAUAACCAUAUGCGUGGUUGCGGGGACACUCAACCAGCAGCAGCAGCUAUUGAAUCCGCAACGAGUACGAACGAAGUCUAGUAAGUAUCAUAACGAUUCUCUUAGAAUCAUCAAUGAAAAGACAUAUUGGUCAUCCGCAAGAGCUCUCAUCUUUAUGCAGAUCCAUUAAAAGCAACACAUAUAAUACGAAGUAUCGAGGCUAUAGAGUUUUACGUCUUAUGCCACAGAUGGAAGAAAAUGUUGUAAGUUCACGGUAGAUUAAUAAGACGACAAGAAUUG